Trichosurus vulpecula (common brushtail) is the source of this 1693-nucleotide messenger RNA. RefSeq names its product BAG cochaperone 1 (gene BAG1). The transcript has 7 exons. Bases 80 to 703 code for a protein of 207 amino acids. Lineage: Eukaryota; Metazoa; Chordata; Mammalia; Diprotodontia; Phalangeridae. Gene Ontology annotation, cellular component: cytosol; nucleus; membrane. Gene Ontology annotation, biological process: protein stabilization. The record is from RefSeq and is a predicted model, not a curated record. Gene Ontology annotation, molecular function: protein-folding chaperone binding; adenyl-nucleotide exchange factor activity.
GGGGGCAGGACCUGGGGGGGCCGGUGGAUGAUCUUCAGGCCUGGGAUUCGGGGAGUCCGAGGGAGUGGCCUCAGCAGAGAUGUCAGGACCCUCAGUGACCGUGACCGUCACCUACAACAAUGAAAAACACAAUAUUCAAGUUGUAGCACAGCAAGGAAACGGUGAACCAACCCUUCAGGACAUGGCUCUUCUUAUUGAACAAGUUACUGGAGUUCCACUUGCUUUCCAGAAAUUAAUAUAUAAAGGAAAGUCUCUAAAAGAAAUGGAACAGCCAUUGUCAGCACUUGGAGUGAAAAAUGGUUGCAGAGUGAUGUUGAUUGGGAAAAAGAACAGUCCAGAGGAAGAGGCUGAAUUAAAGAAAUUAAGAGACUUGGAGAAGUCAGUGGAGAAGAUUGCUGAUCAACUAGUAGGUGUUAAUGAAGAACUUGCUGGUAUCCAGAAGGGUUUUCUAGCCAAGGACUUGCGAGCUGAAGCUCUCAGCAAACUUGACAAGAGAGUAAAAGGAACUGUUGAGCAGUUUAUGAAGAUCUUGGAACAGAUUGACUCAUUAACUCUUCCAGAAACUUUCAGAGACUGUAGACUGAAACGAAAGGGAUUGGUGAAAAAGGUUCAGGCCUUUCUAGCUCAAUGUGACACCGUUGAAAGAAGUAUUGGACAAGAAACGGAUAAGCUGAAAUCAAAAAAUCUAGCCCUGGCUGAAUGAGAGUUCUGUAUAAAUUAGAGGGUAUGAUUGCUCUGAACACAAAGAAAAGUUUACUCUAUUUUGUAACACAUGCCUGCCUUUAUUUUUAGAUCAUGCCUGGUUUUACUGGUACCCACUGGGAAUUGUUUUCUAAAUAUCAGAUUUAUUCCUCAAACCCAUUCUCCAUAGGUCCUUGAAUUGUUUUUUGAGUGUCCUGAUCCCAUAAAUGAAUGCUUUUACUCUACAUAGUUAUCCCUUUUCAAGUCUCUAGGUGGCAACAACAUUACAGGACAAUGGGAGAAAGCUUUUUUUCCAAAACUGAAUAUAAAUCAGAGAUGGCUGUUUGUGUCCUUUGUGGGAUCAGUGGAAGCUUUCCUUUGUCUCCUAUUAGCCUCAUGCUCAACAGGGGAGGUACUGACUAGAUCAUACCGAAACACUAAUUAACUCCUACACUCCCACGUAGAUGACUGAAAAACAGCUCAUUAAUAAAAGUCACAUGAGUGGGCCUAACAAGUUAAACCAGGUGUUUGAUGCCGUGUAGGUUGUUGAAUCACAAGCUGACUCCCUUUUAACAUUUUCAGUGGGCUUUGUUGGUGUUCUAUAUAUACCACUGAUAAAGCAUUAGGAAUUGUCAUUCCACAUGGCCCUGGCACAGUGAACAAAUGGAUUUUGAGAGCCAAUCGUUGCACAGAGGCCAAUCCCCUGGUUCCAAAAGGGAAUUUGGGAGAGGGUAGAGAAUGUAGUAUGAUGACCUUUGGAGCUAAAAAAGGAAAAAUUGGGCAGGUACUAAGAAACACAAAAUUCUCAGAAGCAGGCAACAUGUAUUUUCCUCAAGGACAUCUAUUUUGUUUCAAUCUCUAUCUUUUGUGAUAUGUUUUCUUCACUUCUCAUUAUAUUAUUAUUAUUUUUUAUUAUUAUUAUUAUUAAAAUACAAAUUUAAACAACAGGCCAAACAAACAUCUGGGAGUUUUCCUUAUUUAAAAAUAAAUCAGUAAUCAUUGUAUAUAUAUA